Messenger RNA from Indicator indicator, 1172 nucleotides. RefSeq names its product isocitrate dehydrogenase (NAD(+)) 3 non-catalytic subunit beta (gene IDH3B). Gene Ontology annotation, biological process: isocitrate metabolic process; tricarboxylic acid cycle. The record is from RefSeq and is a predicted model, not a curated record. The transcript is spliced from 12 exons. Gene Ontology annotation, cellular component: mitochondrion. The coding region runs from base 1 to 1161 and encodes 386 amino acids. NCBI's taxonomy places the organism in Eukaryota, Metazoa, Chordata, Aves, Piciformes, Indicatoridae. Gene Ontology annotation, molecular function: oxidoreductase activity, acting on the CH-OH group of donors, NAD or NADP as acceptor; NAD binding; magnesium ion binding.
AUGGCGGCGCUCAGCGUAGGGCGGACGGCUGCCGGGGGUCUCCUGCGUGCCCAGAGCCUUGGGGUGUGGAGGGGUCUGCGUUCCUCUGCCGCUCUCCAGCAGAUCCCACGGGCCAAGUCAGACAAUGCCAGGUCAGAGAGCACCUUCCAGGUCACCAUGGUGCCCGGGGACGGCGUGGGCCCCGAGCUGAUGCACGCCGUCAAGGAGGUCUUCAAGGCUGCCAGCGUGCCUGUGAUCUUUGACGAGCACCACCUGAGCGAGGUGCAGAACAUGGCCUCAGAAACAAAACUGGAUGAGGUGGUUGGCUCCAUGAAGGAAAGCAAAGUGGCCUUGAUAGGGAAGAUCCACACCCCCAUGGAGUACAAGGGAGAGCUGGCUUCCUAUGACAUGAGGCUCAGGCGCAAGCUGGACCUGUUUGCCAACGUGGUGCAUGUGAAGAGCCUGUCAGGCUACCAGACACGCCACAACAACCUGGACCUCGUCAUCAUCCGCGAGCAGACCGAGGGGGAGUACAGCGCCCUGGAGCACGAGAGUGUCAAGGGUGUCAUUGAGUGCCUGAAGAUCGUCACCCGGGCCAAGUCCCAGCGCAUCGCCAAGUUCGCCUUCGACUACGCCACCAAGAAAGGGCGCUCCAAGGUCACAGCCGUGCACAAAGCCAACAUCAUGAAAUUAGGUGACGGACUCUUCCUGCGCUGCUGUGAGGAAGUGGCAGAGCUGUACCCCAAGAUCAAAUUUGAUACCAUGAUCAUUGACAACUGCUGCAUGCAGCUGGUGCAGAACCCCUACCAGUUUGACGUCCUGGUGAUGCCAAACCUCUAUGGGAACAUCGUGGAUAACCUGGCAGCAGGGCUGGUGGGCGGCGCCGGCGUGGUGCCCGGUGAGAGCUACAGCGCCGAGUACGCCGUGUUCGAGAUGGGCGCCCGGCACCCCUUUGCCCAGGCUGUGGGCAGGAACAUCGCCAACCCCACUGCCAUGCUGCUCUCGGCCUCCAACAUGCUGCGGCACCUCAACCUGGAAUUCCAUGCCAACCUGAUCUCAGAUGCGGUGAAGAAGGUGAUCAAAGGUGGCAAAGUUCGGACACGGGACUUGGGCGGUUACUGCACCACCUCUGACUUCGUCAAGUCUGUGAUUGACAGCCUGCACCCCCACUAUGGUGCCUAGGAGCCCCCCAC